Molecule: messenger RNA, 543 nt
Organism: Rhagoletis pomonella (apple maggot)
Lineage: Eukaryota; Metazoa; Arthropoda; Insecta; Diptera; Tephritidae
Exons: 1
Source: RefSeq, a predicted model, not a curated record
AUGGUUAACCAAGAAGAUAAUGAAGCAAGCACGGGAGCUGGGCCGUCGGCCGCUGCCACGAGCGAAAAAGCCAUGAUGGUGAACAAAGUGUCGGUUAAGGUGCCGCCAUUCUGGCCAGAGCAUCCGGAGAUUUGGUUCGCCCAAGUCGAGGCGCAAUUCAGCGUGGCCGGAGUUUCCACCGAUUCGUCAAAGUUCAACACAGUCGUCGCUGCUGUUGAAUCAAACGUUUUAGCCCAGAUUUCUGACGCCAUUUUGAACCCACCCGACAACGGCAAAUACGACAACCUGAAACGACGUAUAAUAGAUAGAUAUUGUGAAAGCGAGCAGAAAAAAACGCAAAAAUUACUGUCGGAUGUGGAUUUGGGAGACAAACGGCCAACCCAAUUGUUAAGCGAGUUAAGUGAACUUGCGAAAAACAAGGUUUCCACCGAAUUUCUGAAAUCGCUGUGGCUGCAGCGAUUGCCAGUACAGGUUAGGGCAAUCUUACAGGCGUCUAACGCAGAUUUGCCAGACUUAGCAAAGCUGGCCGACAAGAUUCUAGAA